AACGUAGGAGGAAAAUUACGAGGGACUCCGACUGUAACUGGAGAGUGAAGAUGGCAUACGCGAUUUGAUUAGGAACUUGAAAUAUUUAUGUUGAUAAACAAUGAGAGGAUCAUACUAAACUGAGAUGUCGACUUUAGGAAACAGCGAUAUUGUUGUAUCCCUCAAAAGUACAUCAAAAGGCCGUCUUGUUUAUGAUAGAAGUCGGCAUGUGACGAAGAAAUUUUUAGAUGAGUGCUCUUCUCCACCAGAGUUAUCUCGUUUGCAUGAUGAGUCCAAAUACAAAUAUGUAAAUCCAAAUUAUCAACGAGAAAAACAACAGCAACAACAAGAAAAGAGAGAUGAAGAGAAACAAGAAAGGAGUGAAGAAUCUUAUGAUUUCGGUGAGGACUCCGGACCACUGGAGCUGGAGAAACUUCAAAUCUCACCACGAAAGCCUGCCUUGGUUGUGUCCCCGGACUUCGUCAGGAGUGUGAAGGCUAUAAAAGAUUACGAACAUGUGUAUGAUAACAGGGUCAAGGAUGCAUUGGCAAAAAAGGCAAAUGAGUUUCAAACACAUAGUAAUCAACUGCAACAGAAAACGGAGAAACAGCUGAAGGAUCUGGAGCGUAAAAAUAUCCUUAAGGCUCUACAGGUGCAGGAGACCACACUUCAACAGCAUAAAAAAGGGAAAGAUGAAUCUGCCAAAGUAUAUCUAAAAAUGCAGGAAGACCACAGGAAACAUGCUCAGAUGUUGGAACAAAAACAUGAUAAGAUUCAAGAUGAAAUACGGAAAAAAGAACAAGAAAAGAAGGAGAGAGAAGAGAAAUUAAAACAGAUGUUUACAGACCUCAAAACUGUACAGAGUCGAAUACUCGCCAUACAGCCAAACUGUUCUAUACAGAACAAGCUCUCGGAGCAGUGUAAAAUGAUUGUGGAGAGAAUCCGUAAAACGACCACAGAUCUAGAGAACCACAUCAUGCAGGAGUCCCAGUCAGGAGAGAGAAACGAAAGUUUACCUGAUAAACUCAAGGAGGCUGUCAUGUUUGCUCUGAAUGCUUAUGAAGCUAUAUCAAAGAGAAUAGAGGAAGAAAAACAAAAGCUAGAGGAGGAGAAAGCAAAGGUGGCAGCGGCAGUGGCUGCUGAAGCUGAGGCUAAAAGAUUAGAGGAACAGGCCAAGGCAGCAGCUGCAGCAUCAGCACAAGCCACAUUGUCUGAAGACAAAAACAAGCCAGCUGCUGGACCAGUACCGUUGGCAGAGAAUGAAAUUCAGUGUGUAGAUCUAGAUGCCUUCCAAUGGUACACUAAGCUACAAGAGGAUAUGAAAAAGACAGAGGAGCUCAUAAAGCCUCUGUCUAACCCUGAGUCCAAGAAGUUGAAGUUUGACCUACAGAAGGCCGUUAACACACCAAUCAAUGCCAUAUCUCCGAUCAGCGGUGAGCACCUGAGAGAGAAACUGAAGCGGCUACUGGAUUUGAUGUCGGGCCAGUCUGUUGAAGUGGGCAGUAAAAGAGUUAACGUUGGCGACCAUCCUCAGGCUCUCACAUUCUGUAAACAUCUCGUCGCUAAGAUGGUGGUGAAAAAAGGAGAUGAACAAGUAUCCUCAAAGCACGAGACGGCUUUUCCCACGGCGAUGGUAUUUGUUGGUUUAUGGAUGGAACACCCAGACAUUGGUAACCUGUUCCUGAGUCAUUUACACCGCGCCUGUCCCUACACUGUCCCGUACUACAUCCCCCGACAGGAGGGCCAGUCUACCGAGGACUACCACAGGACCUUGGGAUACAGGUACAACUCUGACGGAAGUGUGGAGAAACAAGACCAGUUCCUGAAGAGGAUGUCUGGUAUGAUGCGACUGUAUGCAGCUAUCAUGGUGGCGCCACCCCCACCACUGAGGGGAGCAAACAACACUCAUCCGCAUGGAGUAGAAAAUGCCUGGAUUUGGCUUUCACGUGUGAUGAAUAUUCAUCCUCAUCCAGACAUUACAGCGACCAUGAUUUACGACAUGUUGCAUGUGACAGGAAACGCUCUAAAUGCUAGAUAUGGGAAACAGUUCCAAAAACUCUUAUACAUGCUGAUCAAAGAAUAUUUACCCAAACUAAAACAGGUUGCUUCAGCGUCUGGCGGAGGACCACUGACUCGACUAGAGACAUUCCUUGAAACGUGUCUCAAGAAUAACAGACAGGUUAUGAUACCCAAUCCAGAUGGAUUCUUACAAGCAGAGUUCUGGCGCUCUUCUUGAUGUUGAACAUCUGUAGCAAAAUGUUUCGGGGGAGGUGGGGUUAGAUUCAACACUCAUUGCAACGAGACUACACAACUUAAUGGCUCCUUUAUUAAGUCGACCUUGUGAAGGACUUGCCUUAAGCUAUUUUAUCAUACAACUGGUUCUGUCAUUAGUACCUUAUAACACCCAUCUUACGCUCAUGUGAAAUUUAUUAAGCUCAUUAGAUAGUUUGAUACAACAUUCAUCUAAAGGUUUUUGUAUUUCUGAAUGUGGUAAAUUACAUGUAAUUACUUGUUACUUUCACUCAAGUGUGGGUUCCUCCAUUUCACAUACCGUAUAUAUACAUCCUGACAAUAUUAAAUCACUCCUAUCCACAGUUACUGGCCCUGAAGAGAUCACUAAAUGGUUAACGAGACCGAUGACUUUACCAAGGUUUUCCCCCCAAGUACUAUACACGAAGACAAUUUUAAAUCGCUUAUUUGAAAAAGGAUUUUGUUAAAUAUCCUCUACUCCAAUAAACUUUUAAUGUGUUUUCAAAACUACCCGUUUACAACAAUUACUGAUCUUAUGUUUUGUUAGUCCCCAGAAAUAAUCUACACAAUUUUCUUUACAUUUUUAAUGAUCAUGAAUGUUUUUACCCAUGUUUGUCAUCCUGAUACAGCUUUGUCGAGAACUGGAUUGUCAUUUUCCAAUCAAAUAUGAAUUUAAUGAAAUCAAAAGAAAACUAAUGUCCCAUUUUGUCGUGUUGAUUUGACAAAUUUUAUACCAACUGUUGAUAUUUCUAAAAGAAAGACUGAAUUGGGGCUAAAUUGAAGCAUAUUGAACUUGACGUUCUAUGUUAACAGAAAAGAGACCCACUUCUUUAUAAUGGCUCAUUUGUAGUUUGAUAUGCCAAUGGCCAUACGAACCUUCGAAGUAAUUCCUGUUCAUUAUCUGUUUUAAAGGAGACAUAUAUCAUGUUGUUAUCUCAAUAUUCAUUGUCAGUCUGUCUGUAGAUCGUAUUUGUACACCUAGAAACCAGUAAGAAGAUUUUUUUCGAAGUUUGUGACUGGACCGGAAUAUUUGUGUCAGGAAUCAUGUCAGGUAAUUAUAGCAAUGCAUAUUAAAUUAUUCUAAAUGGAUUUCAUAGAUCAAUUAAGUUAAAAAGGUGAAAUUCAAUGUAAACAGUUAUGUAAAAUAUCAUGGACUUUAGUUUUAUAUGGCUAUAUUGUUAGUUUAAAGAUAUAUUUCCAAGGUUUUGGAUAUAGGCAAAAAUCUGACCGACAGUCUUCGAAAAAUACGUUUUACAAUUGUACUUCUAGUUUGUCUGACCACUUUGAUUACGAAAAAAUAUACAUACACUUGUAUGUUAUGGACUUAGAUUAUGAAAAACUAUCGUGCUAACAUUAUUUCUGUACAAAUGAGUAGUAUUAGUUUCCGUCUUCUCUUAUACUGUUUACACUGUAUUGUGUAAGUCUCGUUCUAAGUGGAUGAAUUAUACAUUUUUAAUGUCGUCAUAAUGAUUGCAAAUGUUUUGUUGAAUAAAUAAUUGUGAUUUUA
Molecule: messenger RNA, 3736 nt
Organism: Pecten maximus
Lineage: Eukaryota; Metazoa; Mollusca; Bivalvia; Pectinida; Pectinidae
Product: nucleoporin GLE1-like
Exons: 14
Coding region: 125-2215 (696 amino acids)
Biological process (GO): regulation of translational initiation; poly(A)+ mRNA export from nucleus; regulation of translational termination
Cellular component (GO): cytoplasm; nuclear pore cytoplasmic filaments; nuclear pore
Molecular function (GO): inositol hexakisphosphate binding; phospholipid binding; translation initiation factor binding
Source: RefSeq, a predicted model, not a curated record